AUGGGGAAUGGGGGUGGCUCUUGGGGAGACACCAAAUUAACCGUCCUCCUAAUCGGGGUGGUAUCGGCCGCGCUCGUGGUGACGAUCUACCACUGCAUAUCCGUUGGCUGGUGCAGGCGGCACUUGGGCAAUAACCGGCCUCAGCGGCUACGCGUUCUUGUCACCGAGGCCUUUGAGACGCCGAGCAGCAUCGAGAACUCGGCCAUUCAUCUGGUUCCGACCCACAAGUAUCAGAAAGGCGACAAGAUAGUGGGCGAGGAUGGCAUUUGUGCGAUAUGCUUGAGCGAAUACGAAGAGGGAGAGGAGCUGCGCAUCUUGCCGGAGUGCAUGCACUCGUUCCACGUGCCGUGCAUCGACAUGUGGCUGUACUCGCACUCGAGCUGCCCGAUGUGCCGCUCCGAUGCCACCCCCUCGCCGCAGAUAAUCCCGAUGAGGAGGCUCGGCUCGGCCGGCAGCGAGGAGGCGGAUCAAGAAGUCACCGUUACAUUGGAAGGCAUCGUUGUACAAUCCCAUCAAGUACUGUGA
This is a messenger RNA of Syzygium oleosum, 525 nucleotides long. RefSeq names its product RING-H2 finger protein ATL52-like. The coding region runs from base 1 to 525 and encodes 174 amino acids. The record is from RefSeq and is a predicted model, not a curated record. Lineage: Eukaryota; Viridiplantae; Streptophyta; Magnoliopsida; Myrtales; Myrtaceae. Gene Ontology annotation, biological process: protein ubiquitination. The transcript has a single exon.